Molecule: messenger RNA, 3321 nt
Organism: Abrus precatorius (Indian licorice)
Lineage: Eukaryota; Viridiplantae; Streptophyta; Magnoliopsida; Fabales; Fabaceae
Product: ataxin-10-like
Exons: 3
Coding region: 233-1729 (498 amino acids)
Cellular component (GO): cytosol
Source: RefSeq, a predicted model, not a curated record
GUGGUAAACAAUUAUUUUCAGUAAAUAAAAUAGGUUUUGCAUGUUUAAGUUAAGGUAAGACAGCAUCAAGGAACAUAUCCAUUGGCUUCGCCGCCAUUGUUUUCCGUCAAUUUCUUCCAUUUUUGCGUCUAUUUCUAUUACAAUCUUACCCAAUUAGAUUGUGGGGGGUUCAAAUUCUUCGUCAAAAUUCAAUUUUUAUUUUGAGAUUUCACAUUUUUCUUUCAAUCAAGCAAUGGGUUGUGAUGAACAAUUUUUGGAGCACCUCAUAUCAGAAGAUACCCUUCAGUUACUUUUUGAAGUUUCAAACUCUUCUAACUUGGAAGAAUCCUUAGAGAUUCUCAUUCAGAAUGCAAAAUCUGAUUCUGGGCGUUUGGACUUAGCUUCCAAAAGGGUUCUCCCUGCAGUGCUGAACAUAGUUCACUCGCUCACUCAUGCUUCACACAAUCAUCAUCAUCAUAAUAGUGUUCUUUCUCUGUGUUUCAAGCUCCUUAGAAACUUGUGUGCUGGUGAACCUGCAAACCAGGGUUCAUUUCUUGAGCUUAAUGGGGUGGUUCUUGUUUGCAGUGUUUUGAAGUCAGAGGUUGGUUCUUCUGGCCCUAAUCAUGGGUUGCUUCGUUGGGGUUUGCAGGUUCUAGCAAAUGUUUCUUUGGCUGGGAAACAGCAUCAGCAUGCUAUUUGGGAAGAGCUAUAUUCGGUUGGAUUUGUGUCUCUUGCAAGACUUGGCUCUAAGGAGAUUUGUGACCCUUUGUGUAUGGUGAUUUAUACAUGUUGUGAUGGAAACCCUCACUGGUCUAGAAAGUUGUCUAGCGAUGAUGAUGGCUGGCUUAUUAUUGCAGAUAUUGUGAGGACUGCCUCUCCUGCUGGUUUUGACGAGGAUUGGUUAAAGUUGCUUCUUUCAAGAAUAUGCCUGGAAGAAUCUCAAUUGCCUGUAUUGUUUCCUAAAUUACGGUUUGUGCAUGUCCCUGAGGGUGAAGUUACUGAGUCAACAAAUGAUCAGUUUUCAUCUGAUCAAGCAUGUCUUUUGCGAAUCAUAUCAGAAAUCUUGAAUGAGCAGCUAAGAAAUGUCACUGUUUCAAAUGAUGUUACACUGUUUGUUUUUGGAAUAUUCAAGAAGUCUAUUGGAGUUCUUGAACAUGCAACUAGAGGGAAGUCUGGUCUUCCUAGUGGCUCUGCUGAAGUUGAUAUUCUUGGCUACUCUCUUACCAUAUUGAGGGACAUUUGUGCUCAAGAUAGUGUGAGAGGUAAUAUGGUGGAUGCAAAGGAUGUUGUUGAUUUGCUAUUGCCAUAUGGCCUCAUAGAGUUGCUUUUGUCUUUGCUUUGGGACCUUGAACCUCCAGCGAUAAUCAGGAAAGGAAUCAAACAAUAUGAGAAUCAAGACGGUACUAGUUGUUCCUCAAAACCAUGCCCAUACAAGGGUUUUAGGCGAGAUGUAGUUGCACUUAUUGGCAAUUGUGUGUAUAGAAGGAAGCUUGCACAGGAUGAAAUCCGGAAGAGGAAUGGAAUUUUAUUGCUAUUGCAACAGUGUGUUACUGAUGAAGAUAAUCCUUUUCUGAGAGAAUGGGGCAUAUGGUGUGUGAGGAAUAUGUUGGAGGGCAAUGAGGAGAACCAAAAGGUAGUUGCUGAAUUGGAGCUUCAGGGAUCUGCUGAUGUGCCUGAAAUUGCUGCACUUGGUCUCCGGGUGGAAGUUGAUCAGAGAACUAGACGUGCAAAGCUUGUAAACAUCCCAUGAAAUAUCAUUAUAACUCGGCUGUAUCCAUACAUUUUUACUAGGUUUUUACCUGUAUCGUGUCUUAAGAAAAGUGCAGACAUUUCUUAGAAGGUUAACAACAAAGGCAAUACACCUUGUAUGGUUCAUGCAAUUUGAACAUACUUGGUUAAGUUCUUGAUCAGUUAAAAGCAUUUAAGAUCAAUUGAUUAUAUAAGUUUAGGUGGACAACCUUUUGCAGAGGAAACAACGAUCCUGUUUAGGGACUGUAAAUAAAUUUACUACUGUCGGUUAAGUUUUGAAUUUUGCUCUACCAAACGGAUGCUUGGUUAGUUUUUAGGUUGAAAUUUUUAUUUUUUUUCUUUCAAACAAGGCUUGGGAAUACUCCCUAAAGAGAUUGACAACACAUCAACCCCAUCAGAAACGGCUUGGUCCAUGGCAGCUAAUACAUCAGAAUUAGCACAACCAGAAGGCCAGCAUACUUUAUAAGCUGCAAUUCUUGAGGUAUACCUCAUUCCACUUGCUGAACCUCUAGCCACUCCAAAAAGGCUUGCAUUUUUCACUAUAUCACCAGCUGCAGUUGAGACAGUGUGUUCCAUGCCCUUGGGAAUCUCUUGGGGAAUGAUAAUCCACUGUUUCAUUGAUUUGUCCAACAUAUUUUCCAUACUCCUUGAAAUAGGCUCUUGCACCAAUAAGCUUCUUGUUACAAUUUGAGGCAGAGAACAUGGUGCCUUGUUUCACAAACACUUAUCCAAUGAUAAGGUACUGAGGACAAACCUUAGUCUUGGAAACUGAUGUGUUCAGGCCAUAUACCUGAAUCAAGGACACCAAUAAUUCAUUAGGUAUGGCAGAAAGGAAAUCGUCCCCUUGAUUCAAAUAUUUAGGUUGUCUCUUGGAAAGUUGGGCAGCAAAACCACACAUGCUGUUUUUGUAGGCGUAAAGGAGCUGAGGAGCUAAAAUCUCUUCUUCUUCCAUUGAAGCUUCAGAAAUGAAAUCAAUGAUUGAUUCAAACCAAGGCUUUGAGCUAUCUUGAGAGUGAAUUGAGGCUCUGAUCUUGGUCUUGUCUAUGUGUACAACGUAUGUCUGUUGGUCCAAGAGAGCUAUUGAAUUUGUCACCAUGAAGGCCAGGACUAGGUAAUAUGCUCUUGGCGGUACACCUGUUGAUACUAGUGAACUGGACCUUAAACCCCGGGGAAGGUUAAGAGUGAAUGUAUUGGAAGCGAAUGAUAUAAAGAAUAUGGAAAUGUUUGGGAAGUCUGAUCCUUAUGUGGUUGUGUAUAGUCGACAACUGUUUAAGGUUAAAACGAAGGUUGUUGACAACUUGAAUCCUGUUUGGAAUGAGGUGUUUGACUUGAUUCAUAGAACAAGGAGACCAGUCGCUCAUUCUCGAGGUAUUUCACUGAUGGAAGAAAAUUGAGAACUUUAUGAGUAGUUUAUUUUUCGAAUAAGGUCAAUAAAUGAGCAUGAGGUGCCCAAAAUUAGUCUGUUCAAGUGUGUUAUUGAUUUCGACGAGUUGAGAUAAGAUUUUCAAAACUACCAUUCAAAUAUUAAUAUUAUUAUCAUAUUAUCGUGGCUAGGGCGCGUGGCAUGAAGUUAAAUAAAAUAUUUUAUUGACU